AUGAAGCUUCUAGUGGUUCUCCUCGCGUUGGUGGCAUUGUGUGCUGGAAGUCCUGUGAUACCACAGGAUAACAGCCACUACGUGGAGGGGGAGAGCCGCUACAUAUGGAUGCCGGACGGUGACGGCGCCCUCCACCUCGUCGACCUGCAAGCCCCUGCUGACGUGGAGUUUGCUGAAUCCAGGAGUGGCGCAAACAACGCGUACUGGCUCUUUACGAGACAAAAUCCCAGGAAUCAUCAAUUAUUGGUGAACAAUAACGCCAACUCGAUUCGCAAUUCAAAUUACAAUGGAAACCGACAGACGAAGGUCAUAUCACAUGGAUGGAACAGCAACGGAAAUUCCGGCGUGAAUACAAUGGUUAGGGAUGCUUUUCUGGCAGCCGGUGACUUUAAUGUUAUCGUCUUGGACUGGAGAGGUGCCGCCAGUGGAGUGUACACCACGUCUGUUCGCGCCGUCCCUGAUGUCGGGCGACAACUUGCCAAUUUCCUUGUAUUCCUAUUCCGAACUGCUGGCGGUAACUGGAACAACGUCCACUUGGUUGGACACAGUCUGGGUGCUCAUGUGAUGGGCAAUGCAGGGCGUGCUGCUCCCAAUCGCCCUGUUCGUGUAACUGGUAUGGAUCCCGCUGGGCCUCAAUGGGGUGGCAAUGCUAACGCCUUAAACCGCAACAGCGGCGUAUACGUCGAGUCUAUCCACACCGACGGUGGUCUCCUCGGUAUCAUGGAUCCUAUCUCCGACGCUGACUUCUAUCCCAACGGAGGGAGAAACCCACAGCCUGGUUGUUUUACCAGUGCUUGCUCUCAUAGCCGCGCUUAUGAGUUCUUCGCCUCUAGUGUCAGAACAAAUCAUUUUGGCGGCAGAAGGUGUAACAACCUUCAACAAGCUCGAGAUAUCCAGUGUACUGGAGCUGGAUUACAGAUGGGCAAUGCACAAUUAGGAAAGAGAGGAAGCGGUCUGUUUGGUCUGAGAACUGGCAGCGCAUGGCCUUUCUAA
Bicyclus anynana (squinting bush brown) is the source of this 993-nucleotide messenger RNA. RefSeq names its product pancreatic triacylglycerol lipase-like. Gene Ontology annotation, biological process: lipid metabolic process. The coding region runs from base 1 to 993 and encodes 330 amino acids. Lineage: Eukaryota; Metazoa; Arthropoda; Insecta; Lepidoptera; Nymphalidae. The transcript is spliced from 5 exons. Gene Ontology annotation, molecular function: lipase activity. The record is from RefSeq and is a predicted model, not a curated record.